Perca flavescens (yellow perch) is the source of this 3472-nucleotide messenger RNA. It is a transcript of the gene ccdc150, whose product is annotated as coiled-coil domain containing 150. The coding region runs from base 38 to 2092 and encodes 684 amino acids. Lineage: Eukaryota; Metazoa; Chordata; Actinopteri; Perciformes; Percidae. The transcript is spliced from 18 exons. The record is from RefSeq and is a predicted model, not a curated record.
AGGGCUGUCUGACCUCACCCACCACCUCCAACCAGGAAUGUCCCGCUCAGCCGUCCUGGCCCUUAAUGUUGGGGCCCAGGCCCCAGAGGCUCUGUCCCUACUGCACCAGCGCCUGUUGUUGGCUGAGAAGGAGGCUGAAGGGCGUAUUCAAGACAUGGGUGCUCUUGGGGUAUCCAGGGACCAAAUCUUGGGAUCUGCACAGAGAAUAGACGCUACUCAGCACCCUAUAAGUCCUCUGAAGAUGCCUUGGGUCCUUGGGGAUGAAGGCAUACUGUGGCAACAGUGUGACUCUCUAGUGACCCGGGUGUGUCGCAUGGAAAGUCUGCUACAGACCCUCAAACUCACCAUCUUCCGCCUAGAGACUGAGAGAGAGCUGGAUCCCUCUCACACAGCUCAUCUGAAGCAGCAGCUGGCAGCGCUGCAGCAGGAGAGUCAGGAGGAGUAUCAGGCCUCCAGGAGGGAGGUGAUGAAGCUCAGGGACCGACUUCAGCAGGCUUACCAGGAAAGAGACGAGGCUCGCACAGAGGUGCAGAUGCUGGGGGAGACCGUGGAGGUAGCUAGUGCCGCCAAGAUGGAUGUGGCUUUGGCUGCCAAGGAGCUGAAGAUUGUCAAAUUAGAGAUGAGUCAGAAACUGAUAGAGAUGAAAGAGCAGAUGAGACAAGAGUCGGCCCGCUCCGAUGAAGCCAUGGUAUCUCACAGCAAGCUUCUCCAGCAUGUUGAGGAGAUGGAGAGAGUGAUGGAGAUGGAGAGGAGACAGGCUGUGCGGCUGAGGUCGGAUUGCCAGGUCUUGCAAGUGCAGGUCCAGACCAGCCAGCAGCAACUGGAAGAAGAAAAAGACAGAGGCAGGCAGCUGGAGGAACACUGUCAGGAACUCAAAGAACAAACAGCAAUGAAGGACUCCCUUGUGUCUGAGUUGAAAACUGAACUGAAAGCUGAGAGGAGUCGUGUGGUCAAGCAACUACAAGAGCGAGACGUGCAGCUGGAGGCAGUCAGACGCAACAUUCAGACUGAGCUGCGUGUGGCGCUAACAAAUAAAGUUAGCCUGCAGCUGCAGCUAGAGAAGCUCGAAGGUGAACAUGCACAGCUCGUGCAGAGGUCUUCCACUGCACAAGAGACAGCAGUCACUCAGAGGGAACUAUUGGAGCGAACCAUUGAGAGGCUACGGGGGGAGCUGAACACUGCCAAAAAAGAGGAGGCGGCAAUGAGGAAAGACCUGGAGGGUUCAAAACAUGAAUUAUGUCUUGUUGUCACGAAGUUGGAGGGUGAGAGGAGCAGUCUGGAGAGCCAACUCAGUGAGGCCAAGCGGGAGAUGGUAUCUCUGAGCUCAGCCUUACACAGCCAGCAAGUUGAAAACAGAUGGCUCAUGGGACAAAAGAUCAGUGAGCUGGAGGCCUUGCAGGGAGUCUGUGGUCCUGCAGGAGCUGUUGCAAGUCAAGCCCUUGAAAGCAUCCUGGCCUCCCAUACCAGCCUCCAACUCAACAGUAGGAACCUGCAGCAGGACCUGGGGGGUCGAGAGCAGGAGCUGGCCACGCUCAAGAUCGACAGGCUGCAGGCUCAGAGAGAAAUCAGGAAACACCAAGUAGAGGUGGAGAAACUCCAGCGACUCCUGACAACUACUCACUCCAAGAACAACAAAGCUAAGGCCUCGGAUACAGCCAAAGUAGACAACAAGAGGCUGGCUCAGAGUUUGGAGCAGGCUGUGUUGACCAACAGCAGUUUACACAGCAAACUGGAGCAGGCCAGAGACCAGCACCAGGCUACCAUCACACUGAGAGAUGAGGAGUUGCGUGAGGCUCGGACAAAGAUUAGUCAUUUGUCCGAAGAGCUGGGCUCUAUAAAGCAACAAACAAGGGAAGACUAUGAAUCUUCCAUGGAGACACUGCAUCGAGAAAUCUCAGAGCUAAAAAUGAGAGUUAAAGACUCGUCCAAUGGGUCAAGUCACCUGUCCAGGGCCAAUCAGGAGCUCCGCCGACGGGUGUCUGAGCUUGAGUGGCUGGUGUCCAAACAGAAAGCUUGUAUCAGAGAGCAGAGGAGCCAGCUGAGGCAGCAGCAGGACAACUCUCAGACAGUUGAGGUCCUAGUACAGAGAUAGGAGAGAAGGUUGGGACCAUGAUUGAGGCAAGGCCAGGACAGAGGUUUGAGGAGAGAAUCAGGAAUCUGCACGAGAAAGAGCAAGCUGACAGCAAGCCCCAGGAGGUUAGAAUGUCCCAGCCGGUUUUACACAAACGGGAGGCAGAGUGGGAGAGGUGGACUUCUACCAUCCAACGCUGGGAGGACAAGAGAGAGCUGGCUCAUAUCGCUGCAGAAUCCAAGCCUGUGAGGACACAGCUGACAACACAAUCACACUGACAGAUAAUAACCCACGUAUCUCACACAAACACACACCUGCCCACAGACUAAAGCAACAUGACACAGUGAUCCUUUGUAUUUAUUCAAACAUUAAACGAUGACCAACAAAGAGGAAGAGAUAGCAGCCAUGUGCGAAAUAGCAGCUAUGAGUCAGACAUCUGUGUGUUUGAUGUCCUCCAUCUAUAUCGAUCCGAAUUUAAUGGUCAGGAGGGAAACAUGCACUCUCAUCAAAACAAACUGUACAACCAUAACAUCUGAUAUACUUCUUCACUGUACAAAGAUUCAUAUUUUGUGUACCAACAGAUUGUUUAUACAAAAGUAAUUAUUUUUAAAUAACACUGCGUACAAAUGUAUGAUUCUCUAUCUACCAUAGUUUGCACUUCUUAUGUACAGAGUGUUGGCUUGUUAUUUGGUGAGUUAACUGUGAAUAUACUGUAUAAUGGGACCUCACGCUCUCCCUCUCACUUGAAUCCCAGAUUGUAUAAGAUCAUUUAGAGUUCAUCAAGAAAGACAGAGCUGUGAAUAGUCCAAUAGCAGAGUUGUAGUAGGUGUUGUCCGUGCUGUGGAUUCCAGUAAAGAAACACAUUAUUUUCUUCUCUUUUUUUCAUCCAAUAUUUGAUAAGUAUACCAGCUCCUUUAUGAUUGUACCGCAGGCUGAAGAGUUGAAUGUAGAUAUAGACGCAAAGAUCCUCCAUUUGGCGCUUUGCUACAAAUCCUGAGAAAAACAUCCACCAUAAGUCCACCUUGUUUUGUUUUUUUAAAAAUGUUGACAAAUCUUAAAAACGUACAAACACUCACAGUAACAAGACGAAUGCAGGCAAACGAUUACAACAGUCAUGACGGUUGAACAGUGACCAUUGCUCUCUGCAGCCACAAGAGCGUAGCAUUGCGAGAGAAAUCAAACUCCAAUACCAAACUGAAAAGAAGACCAGCAUGUUGGCAGGCACAAGGAUGCUACUGAGCUCAGUUCACUUUAAAUUGGUCUUUGUCCGUUUUACAUCAGGUACUGAAAUCCCUGUUGCUGCCAAUCUGUAAUCUUCUGAUAUGCUAAAGUUUUUCUACUUGAUGCUACAAAGAAGAGAAACAAUUGAGGAAACAUAAAAAAAUAGCUUAUGAAUUCUAC